Molecule: messenger RNA, 6692 nt
Organism: Lipotes vexillifer (Yangtze River dolphin)
Lineage: Eukaryota; Metazoa; Chordata; Mammalia; Artiodactyla; Lipotidae
Gene: ROCK1
Product: Rho associated coiled-coil containing protein kinase 1
Exons: 33
Coding region: 959-5023 (1354 amino acids)
Biological process (GO): Rho protein signal transduction; regulation of cell junction assembly; peptidyl-threonine phosphorylation
Cellular component (GO): cytoplasmic stress granule; cytoskeleton; cytoplasm
Molecular function (GO): ATP binding; small GTPase binding; Rho-dependent protein serine/threonine kinase activity
Source: RefSeq, a predicted model, not a curated record
GGUUCCCCUUCCGAAUGUCCGCGCCCCGCAUGCGCAGUCGGCGCCGGCGGUCUCCGUUUGUUUGAACAGGAAGGCGGACAUAUUAGUCCCUCACGGCCCCCCUCGCCCCACCCCCCAAGCACUCGCCGCGCGACUCGCCCUUUCGCCAGCCCGGGCCACAGCUCCUCCCAGAAGCUCCCCCAGCCGCAGCCGCCGGGACCGGACUCUCGUCUCCCUCAUCGCCCCCUCUCCAGCCCGUCCUCUCCCAAGUCUCCAUCGGGCACCGACCUCGCCCUGCCCCGCCGGACACCGCAGCAGCAGCCCCGGCAGCGCCGGGACAAAAUGAGAGACUGAGGCUAUCCCGCGGGGACCAGCUCUUGGCCGAGGCGGAUCGGUGCGUCGGGCCGGGCCAAGUGGAUCCGGGGAUGCAGGGCUAGACCGUCUCCAGCGCCUCAGAGAGGAGCGGGCCCGGCUCGGGGCCCGAGCGGCGGCGGUGGCGGCGGCAGCGGCAGCGGCAGCUGGCACAGCUCCGCGCCCGCCCUUCACUUUCGCCUUUCCUCUUCUCCCUCCCCUGCUGCCCAGAGGAGUCUCCACCCUGCUUUUCUUUCUCUCCCCCCUCCUGCCCAUCUCGGGACCGGGAGCCCUCCAUGGCGAAGGCGGCCGGGGCCCGCUAGACUGAAGCACUUCGCCGGAGCGACGAGGCUGGUGGCGACGGCGCUGUCGGCUGUCGUGAGGGGCUGCCGGGUGGGAUGCGACUUUGGGCGUCCGAGCGGCUGUGGGUCGCCGUCGCCCCCGGCCCGGGGUCUGGAGAGCGGAGAUCCCCUCAGUGAGGGGGAGGAGGGGGAACCGGGCGCACCUGGUGACCCUGGGGUUCCGGCUCCUCCGCCCCGCGGCCGCGAACCCACCGCCGGAGGAAGUUGGUUGAAAUUGCUUUCCGCUACUGGUGCUGGUACGAGGGUAUUGUCACAGUAGCAGCAACAUGUCGACUGGGGACAGUUUUGAGACUCGGUUUGAAAAAAUCGACAACCUGCUGCGGGAUCCCAAAUCGGAAGUGAAUUCAGAUUGUUUGCUGGAUGGAUUGGAUGCUUUGGUAUAUGAUUUGGAUUUUCCUGCCUUAAGAAAAAACAAAAAUAUUGACAACUUUUUAAGCAGAUAUAAAGACACCAUAAAUAAAAUUAGAGAUUUACGAAUGAAAGCUGAAGAUUAUGAAGUAGUGAAGGUGAUUGGUAGAGGUGCAUUUGGAGAAGUUCAAUUGGUAAGGCAUAAAUCCACCAGGAAGGUAUAUGCUAUGAAGCUGCUCAGCAAAUUUGAAAUGAUUAAGAGAUCCGAUUCUGCUUUUUUCUGGGAAGAAAGGGACAUCAUGGCUUUUGCUAACAGCCCUUGGGUUGUUCAGCUAUUUUAUGCAUUCCAAGAUGAUCGUUAUCUCUACAUGGUAAUGGAAUACAUGCCUGGUGGAGAUCUUGUAAACUUAAUGAGCAACUAUGAUGUGCCUGAAAAAUGGGCCCGAUUUUAUACUGCAGAAGUAGUUCUUGCAUUGGAUGCAAUCCAUUCCAUGGGUUUUAUUCAUAGAGAUGUGAAGCCUGAUAACAUGCUGCUGGAUAAAUCUGGACAUUUGAAGUUAGCAGAUUUUGGUACUUGUAUGAAGAUGAAUAAGGAAGGUAUGGUACGAUGUGAUACAGCAGUUGGGACACCUGAUUAUAUUUCCCCUGAAGUAUUAAAAUCUCAAGGUGGUGAUGGUUAUUAUGGACGAGAAUGUGACUGGUGGUCAGUUGGGGUAUUUUUAUAUGAAAUGCUUGUAGGUGAUACACCAUUUUAUGCAGAUUCUCUGGUUGGAACUUACAGUAAGAUUAUGAACCAUAAAAAUUCACUUACCUUCCCUGAUGAUAAUGACAUAUCAAAAGAAGCAAAAAAUCUUAUUUGUGCCUUCCUUACUGACAGAGAGGUGAGAUUAGGGCGCAAUGGUGUAGAAGAAAUCAAACGACAUCUCUUCUUCAAAAAUGAUCAGUGGGCUUGGGAAACACUCCGCGACACUGUUGCGCCAGUUGUACCUGAUUUAAGUAGUGACAUUGACACAAGUAACUUUGAUGACUUGGAAGAAGAUAAAGGAGAUGAAGAAACAUUCCCUAUACCUAAAGCUUUUGUUGGCAAUCAGCUACCCUUUGUAGGGUUUACAUAUUAUAGCAAUCGUAGAUACUUAUCUUCAGCAAAUCCUAAUGAAAACAGAACUAGCUCUAAUGUGGAUAAAAGCUUGCAGGAAAAUUUGCAAAAAACAAUUUAUAAGCUGGAAGAACAGUUGCAUAAUGAAAUGCAAUUAAAAGAUGAAAUGGAGCAGAAGUGCAGAACUUCAAACAUAAAACUCGACAAGAUAAUGAAAGAAUUGGAUGAAGAGGGGAAUCAAAGAAGAAACCUAGAAUCUACAGUAUCUCAGAUUGAGAAGGAGAAAAUGUUGCUACAGCAUAGAAUUAAUGAGUACCAAAGAAAAGCAGAACAGGAAAAUGAGAAGAGGAGGAAUGUAGAAAAUGAAGUUUCUACAUUAAAGGAUCAGUUGGAAGACUUAAAGAAAGUCAGUCAGAAUUCACACCUUGCUAAUGAGAAGCUGGCACAGUUACAAAAGCAGCUAGAAGAAGCCAAUGACUUACUUAGGACAGAAUCAGACACAGCUGUAAGAUUAAGGAAGAGUCACACUGAGAUGAGCAAAUCAAUUACUCAGCUCGAGUCUCUGAAUAGAGAAUUGCAGGAGAGAAAUAGAAUUUUGGAGAAUUCCAAGUCACAAAUGGACAAGGAUUAUUACCAGCUACAAGCUGUAUUAGAAGCUGAACGAAGAGACAGAGGUCAUGAUUCUGAGAUGAUUGGAGACCUACAAGCUCGAAUUACAUCUUUACAAGAGGAGGUGAAGCAUCUCAAACAUAAUCUUGAAAGAGUGGAAGGAGAAAGAAAAGAGGCUCAAGACAUGCUUAAUCAUUCAGAAAAAGAAAAGAAUAACUUAGAAAUAGAUUUAAACUACAAGCUUAAAUCAUUACAGCAAAGGUUAGAACAAGAGGUAAAUGAACAUAAAGUAACCAAAGCUCGUUUAACUGACAAACAUCAAUCUAUUGAAGAGGCCAAGUCUGUUGCAAUGUGUGAGAUGGAAAAAAAGCUGAAGGAAGAGAGAGAAGCUCGAGAGAAGGCUGAAAAUAGGGUUGUUCAGAUUGAGAAGCAGUGCUCCAUGCUAGAUGUUGAUCUAAAACAAUCUCAGCAGAAGCUAGAGCAUUUGACUGAAAAUAAAGAAAGGAUGGAGGAUGAAGUUAAGAAUCUAUCCCUGCAACUGGAGCAGGAGUCAAAUAAGCGACUGUUGUUACAAAAUGAAUUGAAGACCCACGCAUUUGAGGCAGACAAUUUAAAAGGUUUAGAAAAGCAGAUGAAACAGGAAAUAAAUACUUUAUUGGAAGCAAAGAGAUUAUUAGAGUUUGAAUUAGCUCAGCUUACAAAACAAUACAGAGGAAAUGAAGGACAGAUGCGGGAGCUACAAGAUCAGCUUGAAGCUGAGCAAUAUUUCUCGACACUUUAUAAAACCCAGGUAAAGGAACUUAAGGAAGAAAUUGAAGAAAAACACAGAGAAAAUUCAAAGAAAAUACAGGAACUACAAAGUGAAAAAGAAACUCUUGCUACUCAGUUGGAUCUAGCAGAAACAAAAGCCGAGUCUGAGCAGUUGGCUCGAGGGCUUCUGGAAGAACAGUAUUUUGAAUUGACCCAAGAAAGCAAGAAAGCUGCUUCAAGAAAUAGACAAGAGAUUACAGAUAAAGAGCACACUGUUAGUCGGCUCGAAGAAACAAACAGUAUGCUAACCAAAGAUAUUGAAUUAUUAAGAAAAGAAAAUGAAGAGCUAACUGAUAAAAUGAGGAAGGCGGAGGAAGAAUAUAAACUGAAGAAGGAGGAGGAGGUCAAUAAUCUUAAGGCUGCCUUUGAAAAGAAUAUCAAUACAGAACGAACCCUUAAAACACAGGCUGUUAACAAGUUGGCAGAAAUAAUGAAUCGGAAAGACUUUAAAAUUGAUAGAAAGAAGGCUAAUACACAGGAUUUGAGAAAGAAGGAAAAGGAAAAUCGAAAGCUACAACUUGAACUCAACCAAGAAAGAGAGAAAUUCAACCAGAUGGUAGUGAAACAUCAGAAGGAACUGAAUGACAUGCAAGCGCAAUUGGUAGAAGAAUGUACACAUAGGAAUGAGCUUCAGAUGCAGUUGGCUAGCAAAGAGAGUGACAUUGAGCAAUUGCGUGCGAAACUUUUGGACCUAUCAGAUUCUACAAGUGUUGCUAGUUUUCCUAGUGCUGAUGAAACUGAUGGAAACCUUCCAGAAUCAAGAAUUGAAGGUUGGCUUUCAAUACCAAAUAGAGGAAAUAUCAAAAGAUAUGGCUGGAAGAAACAGUAUGUUGUGGUAAGCAGCAAAAAAAUUUUGUUCUAUAAUGAUGAACAAGAUAAAGAACAAUCUAAUCCAUCUAUGGUAUUGGACAUUGAUAAAUUGUUUCAUGUUCGUCCUGUAACCCAAGGAGAUGUGUACAGAGCUGAAACUGAAGAAAUUCCUAAAAUAUUCCAGAUACUAUACGCAAAUGAAGGUGAAUGUAGAAAAGACGUAGAGGUGGAACCAGUACAACAAGCUGAGAAAACUAAUUUUCAAAACCACAAAGGUCAUGAGUUCAUUCCUACCCUCUACCACUUUCCCGCCAACUGUGAGGCCUGUGCCAAACCUCUCUGGCAUGUUUUUAAGCCACCCCCUGCCCUGGAAUGUCGAAGGUGCCACGUUAAGUGCCACAGAGAUCACUUAGAUAAGAAAGAGGACUUAAUUUCUCCAUGUAAAGUAAGUUAUGAUGUAACAUCAGCAAGAGAUAUGCUGCUACUAGCAUGUUCUCAGGAUGAACAAAAAAAAUGGGUAACUCAUUUAGUAAAGAAGAUUCCUAAGAAUCCACCAUCUGGUUUUGUUCGUGCGUCGCCUCGAACACUUUCUACAAGAUCCACUGCAAAUCAGUCUUUCCGGAAAGUGGUCAAAAAUACGUCUGGAAAAACUAGUUAACCAUGUGACCUAGUGCCUUGUGGAAUUGUGUGGGAUGCUACCUGAUAAACCAGGCAUCUUUUACCAUGCAGAGCAGAAGGCUGUUCCUUUGACACAAAUAUCACAGGCUUCAGGGUUAAGAUUGCUGUUAUUCUGUCCUUGCUUUGGCACAAAAGCACACUGAGGAUUGUUUUUUUGUUUUGUUUUGUUUUUGUUUUUUAUUGCGGGUUUGCCUACAGGUAGAUUAGAUUAAUUAUUACUAUGUAAUGCAAGUACAAUUGAGGGAAAGCUUAGCUAGAUAUAUUUUUUUAAAAAGGUGCUGCCUUUUUUAAUUUCUAAGAAAACGCCUGUCAAUCAUGAUAGAACACAGUUUUCCUCAUACGAGUGAGAGGAAGAGACUUUCACUUUCAAGUGGAAUGGCCAUCACUAUCAAGAUCAGCUCAUGGAAGGAGUAAAGAAAAUAUCUCAAAAUGAGACAACUGAAAUUUUUUUUUAAUAACUUCAGUUUUUAUGCUCUUGCAAGACUAUACAAAACUAUUUUAAGAAAGCAGUGACAUCACUUGACUUCAGUGCCCUCACUGUAGAAUUUAAAAGCCUUACUGUUGAUUGCCUGUGGUGGACUUGAUGGAAAAUAAAUAUCUUACAUUAUGCUUUACAAAAUACUGUACGUGUUUCAGCAAGUUUGUAGAUUGGGGAAUGGGAGAAGGCAAAAAAAAAUUACAUUUAAUCUAUGCAUUUUUGCCAAGCCAUAUUGAGUUAUUUUACUACUAGAGACAUUAGGAACUAACUGUACAAAAGAACCAAGUUUAAAAGCAUUUUGUGGGGUACAUCAUUUCUGUAAUUAUAUAAUAUGUUUCUUUGUGGUUUUAAGUGAUAAAGACAUUAAGUUAACAAACAUAUAAGAAAUGUAUGCACUGUUUGAAAUGUAAAUUAUUCUUAGAACACUUUUGAUGGGAGUUGCAUUGCCCUUUUAGUGCCUUAAUUUGAGAGAAUUAUUUUACUGCCAUGACUAAAUAUAAAAAUUUCAAAAAAUAUAUUUUCAGAAAAUUAUGUGUGUUGGGGGUUUUUCAUUGAUAAUUGGCUUAAUUUAAAAUAUUUAGAGGUUUGGUGGACUUUCAUAAAUUGAGUACAAUCUUAGCAUCAAACUACUUGCUAAAAUGAUGAAUGACUUCGUAAAACUCUGCAAAAUAUGUAGAAGGUUGUACCAAUAUAAAAGAAAAUUAUGGCAAUACAUCUGUGAUGUUUUCCAGUUAACAUAGGAAUUACCAGAUAAAUACUGUUAAACUCUUGUUCAAUAGCAAAGGUUGAUUCAUAUGGGCAGUAUGAUUUAUUGUUUAUUUUUUUAACCAAAUACCUCCUCAGUAAUUUAUAAUGGCUUUGCAGUAAUGUCUAUCAAAUAAGAAGCACUGGAAAACUGAUUCGUCUCUAGGAUGAUAUGCAUGUUUCAAGUGGUAUUAAAAGCCGCACUGAUGGAUAUGUAAUAAUAAACAUAUCUGUUAUUAAUAUGCUAAUGACUCUGUGCUCAUUUAAUGAGAAAUAAAAGUAAUUUAUGGAUGGAUACCUUUAAUAAUGACUGCUAUGGUAUUUUCUCAUGACUGAGAUGAAUGGAAGCCAUGCUGUAAAUUAGUCCCUGACUGCAUACAAAUGUUUGUUAAAUUUCAUGACUAAAGUGAAUUUUUAAAAGAUAAAA